This is a messenger RNA of Aspergillus pseudotamarii, 1605 nucleotides long. Its product is annotated as sugar porter family MFS transporter. Gene Ontology annotation, cellular component: membrane. The coding region runs from base 1 to 1605 and encodes 534 amino acids. Gene Ontology annotation, biological process: carbohydrate transport; transmembrane transport. NCBI's taxonomy places the organism in Eukaryota, Fungi, Ascomycota, Eurotiomycetes, Eurotiales, Aspergillaceae. The record is from RefSeq and is a predicted model, not a curated record. Gene Ontology annotation, molecular function: carbohydrate:proton symporter activity. The transcript is spliced from 6 exons.
AUGUCAGGCAUACUACGAAGACUCGUCCACAAUGAUGCGAUGCGAGAGGACCCCAAGGAGAUUUAUGGAUGGAGAGUGUACACACUGGCCUGUUCGGCUUGCUUCGGCGGCAUGCUUUUCGGAAUGGAGACCGGCAUCAUAGGAGGUGUUCUUACGAUGGAUCCGUUCCAAGUAAAAUAUGGGUUAAAGAACCUUGGCGAUGUAGGAGAGGCCAAUCUCUCCGCUAACAUUGUAUCCACGCUACAGGCAGGGUGCUUCUUUGGCGCCCUCAUCGCCUCCCCGGUGGCAGACAAAUGGGGCCGAAAGACAGGGUUAAUAUCUGCAUCGCUAAUUGCUAUCGUUGGCGUUAUCAUGCAAGUUGCAGCAAGUGGACACCUGGAAGCCAUGUACAUCGGACGUUUAAUCAACGGUUUCGGUGUCGGCUUCGCCUCCAUGAUCAACCCUCUCUAUGUCUCUGAAAACUCCCCAAGAGCCAUCCGUGGUGGUCUAACAGGCCUCUACCAACUAUUCAUCACAAUGGGAAUUAUGCUCGCCUUCUGGAUCAACUACGGCUCUACCCUCCACAUCAAGGGCACAGCACAAUACAUGGUUCCACUUGCCAUGCAGGCCCUCCCCGCCCUUCUUAUGCUUGUGGGUAUGCUCCUAUGCAACGAAUCCCCCCGUUGGCUCGCAAAACAAGACCGCUGGGAAGACGCUCGGAGGACGCUCUCCCGCGUACGCAAUCUUCCCUCAACCCAUCCGUACGUCGAGAACGAGUUCCAAGAUAUCGUCAACCAACUCGAGCACGAGCGCCAGCUCAUCGGCGGUUCCGGCUUUUGGGACCUUAUGAAAGAGAUGUGGCUCAUCCCCGGCAACCGCAAACGAGCCAUGAUCAGUAUCUUCCUCAUGGUCUGCCAGCAAAUGACCGGUACGAACGCUAUUAACUACUACGCACCACAGAUCUUUGAAAAUCUAGGCAUCACCGGUACUACGACAGGCCUGUUCGCCACAGGAGUGUACGGAAUCGUAAAGAUGGUGGCAUGUGCCGUCUUCCUAGUCUUCGUCGCCGAUUCUUUGGGCCGUCGACGCUCUCUCCUCUGGACCUCCGUUGCCCAGGGUCUCGCCAUGCUCUACAUCGGGUUGUAUGUCCGCAUUGCGCCCCCGGUCGAAGGCCAGCCCGUCAUCCCCGCUGGCUAUGUCGCUCUCGUCUGUAUCUUCCUCUUUGCCGCGUGCUUCCAGUUCGGUUGGGGCCCCGUCUGCUGGAUCUAUGUCUCUGAGAUUCCGACUGCCCGACUGAGAAGUCUGAACGUCUCCUUGGCUGCCGCGACUCAGUGGCUGUUCAAUUUUGUCGUUUCUCGAGCGGUUCCCAACAUGCUGGCAACCGUUGGUGCUAACGGCUACGGGACGUACAUCAUUUUCGCCUGUUUCUGUUUCUCAAUGGGAGUGUGGGUUUGGUUCUUUAUACCCGACACUAAAGGUCUCUCGCUGGAGAAAAUGGAUGAGCUCUUCGGUGCUACCAGUAGUCCUACUCAUUUGAAGACUGAAGAUGUAGAGAGGAGUGUGUCCCAAGCGGAGGGUGACCACAAAGAUGAAGUUGCUACAGAAACUCGGGUGGAGAGGGUGUAA